AUGUAGAGUUUUACAUUAAAAGGAUCUGUUGGUUCAUGUUAUAGUAAACUCAUCACCUUCAAUCAAUUUUGGUAGAAUUUAAAAGAACGAGGGUUAAUAUUAAUAGGGAAUGGAGGUAAAUAAUUUUUCUAAGGGUUAUUAAAUUAAAUGAUUGUUUUUAAUUAUUUAAUCGCUUGCCAAUGUAAUUAAUUUUUUUAAACGAAGCAUUGAUAGCCCUUAGAGGAUGAUAUUUUGCAAUUUUUAAGGAAUAGAAAAUGUGAAGAAUUUAGUGAAGAUAUUGGGAAGAAAUAAAUCUAAAUUAGAUAGUUCAUUAAUAAACUUAAUUAAUUUAAUAUCAAUAAAAUAAUAAUAANUACUUUCUUCUUAUUCUGUAAACUAAAGAGCAUUAAGAAAAGGUUUAAAGGUUAAUAUAUCCACACCAAGGAUUGCUAAAUAUUAGGCAACCAUGUCUGCACUUAAAUUUAGGCAGUAAUCAUUGACACCCCAAUUUUAAUUUUUAUCUCUUUCCUGCAUCAAAAAUUAAAAGUUAAUUUAAUUUUUGGACUUUCAUUUUAUUAAUCCAUAAUUAUAUAUUAUUUGAGAAUGAUGUUCAAUUUUAUUAAUUUACUAAAAAUUUUCUCAUACUUAUCGAACAUAGUUAAGAUAAUAUUCAUUAAUCAUUAUCAGUGCAGAGAAGAGAUACCUAUGAAAUUAGCUUUUAAGCCAUCCAUACUAGUUGGUCGAGUUGGUAAUGUGUUUUGGUCGAGAUAUUAGAUUUCAGAAUAAGACAGAAGUACUCUCAAAGAUGUGAUUUGACAUAAUCUAAAGCAACUCUCUCUUUCAAAGUGAUUAAGGUAAAAAAGAUCAAGAAAAAGAAGAAGGUUGAUUUUGAAAAUAAAGCAUAGAUUAAAUAAGAAGUGUAUGGCAUAUAUUGAUACAGCUUUUGGUUCUCCUGGUCUGGCCAAGUACCUAAUGAAUACUGAAGCAAGUACACAAUAUAAACCAAUUGGACCAAAGAGAACUUUUCCUUCGAUUAUCAGGAUAUUCAAGAAGAAAAGUGAUAAUUUUAAUAGGAUCAGAAACCGUAACUCGUUAAACUUACCGAGAAGAAUUAAAUAUUAAAGAAGAAUUAGAAGGUUCUUGAAUCGAUGUUGGUUGAUCUAAGGAAUAAUUAAUUAGAGAGGAGGUUAUUUGAUCUGGAGAGAGUUAGAGUUGUAGAGGGAUGAUAAGGAGAGGAAUUAGAUAACUAAGAAGAUAUAAAUGAAUUAAUUGGACCCAGUAUUAAUCUCAUAAUAAGGCAGUAUGAUCUCUGUAGCGAAUAAAUAAUUCCUUACACAGAGACUAAACAAAUAAAUGUAUGUUGACUUUUUGUAUGACUGUAAAUAGUAAUUUGUAUAUAGAAAUUUUAAAAAAGGGAUAGUUUAAACUCAUUUGUAGGAAAGAGAUGUUGAAAAAUAGAAAACUGUUUGUGAAUUGAAAACAUAUAUUAGUAAGUGGAAGUUGGUAUCAACUGAAUAUAUAGGUGUUAGACAUGAUGGGCCUAAAUUAAUGAGAGAUAAGGAUAGACAAUUAAAGAAGUCUGUGAUGGAGAUCCUUAGAGUCAGGAUUAUAUAAUCUGAACCUUAUUGA
Paramecium pentaurelia is the source of this 1608-nucleotide messenger RNA. NCBI's taxonomy places the organism in Eukaryota, Ciliophora, Oligohymenophorea, Peniculida, Parameciidae. The record is from the annotation of a GenBank genome assembly.